This is a messenger RNA of Ictalurus furcatus (blue catfish), 4807 nucleotides long. RefSeq names its product peroxisome proliferator-activated receptor gamma. The coding region runs from base 2914 to 4407 and encodes 497 amino acids. Gene Ontology annotation, biological process: negative regulation of inflammatory response; cell differentiation; positive regulation of transcription by RNA polymerase II. The record is from RefSeq and is a predicted model, not a curated record. NCBI's taxonomy places the organism in Eukaryota, Metazoa, Chordata, Actinopteri, Siluriformes, Ictaluridae. Gene Ontology annotation, molecular function: nuclear receptor activity; RNA polymerase II cis-regulatory region sequence-specific DNA binding; zinc ion binding. Gene Ontology annotation, cellular component: nucleus. The transcript is spliced from 12 exons.
AUUGGCCAAAUUGCAAUCACACAAAAUUGUUUUGCACCGUCUUUUCACGGUGACGUUUGUUGGUGAAUGAGACGUUUUGAGCUGUACUCGUGUUCGACGCACGUGAAUCGAAGAUGGCUCUGGCUGAAUGCGUGUUGUGAUGAUCCAAAAUCUGUGGAAAAUCUGCGGCAAUUUUGAAAAAUUGCAAGCUCCUCUGAAUAUUGUGGAGUUUGUUUCUGUGAUCGCAAAAUCCUGGAGGGUCUGAAAAGUGUCAAAUGUGGAAAUACUGUUUAUUUUCAGUAGGGAUGCACCGAUACCACUUUUUUUCAGACCAAGUACAAGUACUCACAUUUGGGUAUUUGCCUAUACCAAGUAAAGAUAUGAGUACUUCACAAUUAUACCAUUUUACGUCUGACUGCCACCACAUCAGCAACACUUUUCUGGACCAAAAGACCCUCAUAACAGCCAGCCGGAGGGUGUGAAUGGCACAUGGCAAGCUAGGUAGUCCAGCAUCACUCAUAGCCUUGAUCAUGUUGUUGGCAUUGUCCCGCGACACAAUGUGAACAUAACUUUUCGGAAUGCCCCACGUCUGAAGCGUGUCAUCGAACGAACCUGCUAUGGCUUGGCCAGUCUGUGAACCCCUAAACUGCGUUGCUUGUAAAACGACUCUCUGGGGAGUAAAAUCCUCAAGAGACAUUGGGCUGACACCGCUAGUCCAAACACCAGUGGUGAAGCUGAAGGCCGAAAUGUCCUGCAACAGGUUCCUGAUGUGCUUUUUCACCAAGUCAUGCAGCUUUGGUAAUGCGGUAUCUGUAAUGUGGUGACGGCUGGGAAUCUCAUACUUCGGCUCAAGUACACCAAGAAGACGACGAAAUCCUGUACUAUCUACAGCUGACAACGGUUGGUCAUCAAGAGCAAUGAACUGGUUUAGCAGAGUACAGUUUGCAGUCUGCUUUACUUUUAUCAUCAUCACUUAUCUUAAAAUAUCUCCAAAUUGCUGACAUUGCUCCUCUUCCGACUCCCUGUGACUGUGGCAGGGCAAACAGAUCGUGGUCAGAUGGGCGUGGUUUUGGAGCGUGUGCGUGCCAAUCAACGGUCAGUGGGAUGGACUGACCGUUGACAAACAGCGAGACAGCGCCUUUCAGGUUUUCUGCUACUGGCCAUGCACAAAUUGUGUCAGCGAGAGUGAAAAAAGAAGAAAUGUCUGACAAGGGAUCCUGGCAGAGAUACCAAGUCUCUGUUUUCGGAUAUGCAGGGUAGCAUUAGCAGGUCAAUUAACAGAGACAGAGAGUUCCUGCGAGCACUGACUGAAGCAGAGAACUACGGUGAAGACAAAAAGAAGGUUCGACUUGCUACAGUACCAAAUCAUCUGGAGAGUGAUGAUGAACCCGUUCGGCGACCGAAUUUAAUGAAAUUGUGAACAUUUCUAUAAAAUUUCUCAUCUAAUAGUGUACCAACGUUAUUAAUAGGCACUGUUUCAAACAGGAACAAAUGUUUGCUUGUCCAAAUAUAUCCAAAAAACCGAACAAUUUCCAUGGGGUGUACUUAUUUUUACAUAUGACUGUAAAUAUUGUAUACGUAUUUUUUUUAUGAUAUCUUUUUAGAUUAUAUUAAACACUUAAGCUCUUGAAUUUAAUUCUAUUGUAAGAUCUUAGAAUUUGGUUUAAAGUUCAUAAAAUAAAUGAUUAAUUGUUUUUAAGUUUCGUCGUUGUAGCUUGAAUUUUGAAGGAGCUUUUCUGUUGUUUUGUUCAUUUUGUUUAAAAUGGAAAUUUCAUUGUUUGAUUCUGGAACAUGUAUUAAUGUAUUAAUGUAUUAUAGUGUUACUCUUGACCUCCCUAACGCAUCGUGUCAAUUUGCUGAAAAUCUGAGAAUGUCGAAUUUUUCACCCAAAAGAAAAACAGUAAGGGGAAUCUUACUGAGAUUGUUUGGGUUUUGUGUUUUGGGGUUUUUUUAGCGUUCUCUGAUUUUCACUAAAUUCACACCGUGCGUUAGGGAGGCUGAGACUAACUCAGAGGUGCACUUGGGGUUAGGGUUAGUCAGUAACAUAUCAAAAUCUAAUUUUAUUGGCCACAUACACAAUUAUACACAGUACGACGUGCAGUGAAACGCUUUUUUCGACGGUCCCUGACAUAAAAAUAGAAGUUACAUAAACCAAAAUUAAUUUCUAUACAGGUAGGAAAGAAAAAUAUUUUAAAAAUCUGAUAUAUAGGAGAGAAAGAUCGGUGGCAGAAACAGUACAACUGUAUUUUGAAUAAUGUGCAGUGGGUUGGUGUCACAUCUGGCUGUAGUCCUAGGUGUUCUCCUGGUUGAGGAACCGAAUGGCCUGUGGGAACAAGCUCGUCAUUCUCUCUGUUGGCCUUUAGGGAGCAGAAGCACGUCACUGACUGCAACAGAGAGAAGAGUCCGCUGAGGUCCUUCACUCGGCCUUGGUAGAUGGACUGCAGGUCAGGGAGCUCAGUGCAGAUGUUGCACUCAGCUGAUUGCACCAUCCUCUGGGGAGCCACUUAUCCUGCUUGGUGCUGUUCUCAAACCCAGCUGUGAUGCUUCCCAUCAGGAUGCCCUCCAUGGUGCAGGUGUAAAAGUUCCUUAGCACCUUAAAGGGCAGUUUACAGGCUCUUAAGAGUCUAAAGUGGUAAAGACGCUGACGGGUCUUCUUCACCAGGGGGUUAAUGUGACAGGACCAUGGCAUGUCCUGGUGAUAUGAACCACUCUCUCCAAUGGGACCCCGUUAAUCUAAAGGGAGUGAUGGUUCCUCUGCAGCUUCCUCACGCCUGCUGACGUCUGUAACACACACACACACACACACACACACACACACACACAUUAAUAAGAUGGAAAUUAUUAUCAGUGAUCAUCUUUCUCAAUCAUUUUCAUGCUGUAAUAAAGGUCAUAAAUAUAUAUUUAAGAAGAUUCCUCCUACCUCCGAGUCUUUCGAUGGAUCACGUGUUGUCUAUAAAACAUCUGGAAGCUGAACCUGAACCUCACUGCAGUCUGAUUCCCGGACCUUCACUCGUCCAAUUAACCAUGUGUACGGACGGAGAGAAGUUCGACGCCUGGAACAUGAGUUUUGGACUCGAUCAGCUCGGACUGGACGAAAUGACAAUAUACGGUUUCGACGUGACAUUUCCAUCAAAACCCGAGUCCUCCUUGAGCGCUUCCAGUGAGGAUUCUGAACUCGCCAGUGACACGGACACUCAGCGUCUCCACAGUGAGGAGGAAAGUUCUAGGUGCUCGGGUUUGAAGACUCCGCCUCAUACAGAACACAGCUUCUCGUACGCCAAGCUGCACGACGACGCGAGCACCGCGUUACUAAACAUGGCGUGUAAGAUAUGUGGAGAUCGAGCCUCGGGGUAUCACUACGGCGUCCACGCUUGUGAAGGGUGUAAGGGUUUCUUUCGGAGAACCGUGGGAUUGAAGCUGAAGUAUAAACACUGCAGCCGGAACUGUCGAGUCCACAAAAAAAACCGGAACAAGUGUCAGUUCUGCCGGUUUAAGAAGUGUGUUUUGGCAGGAAUGUCUCACACAGCCAUUCGUUUUGGGAGAACGCCUCUAGCCGAGCGAGAGAAGCUGAUCAUGGAGUUCCACACAGUCGUGCAUCGGCUGGAACCGGAGUCAGGAAAACAACAAGCGAUCGCCAGGAAUUUAUACCGUUCCUACCUCAGACACUUCCCAAUAACGAAGAGCAAAGCCAAAGCCAUUUUAUCAGGAAAAGACGAAGAAAACCCGCUGUUCAUCAUCCACGAUAUGAAGUCUCUGAUGGCUGGUGAGGAGUUCCUGGUGUGGAAGCACUCGUCUGUGCCGGCUCUGUUCCCCGUCGCCGAGCUGGAGCUGUCCAUGUUCCGCCGUGUGCAGUACGGCUCGGCCGAGUGCGUGCGCAGAAUCGCAGAGUUUGCGAAGAGCAUCCCGGGUUUCGGGGAGCUGGAGCUGAGCGAUCAGAUCACCAUGCUGAAGUACAGCGCCUUCGAGGUGAACAUCAUCCGCCUGAGUCACUUCACCAACAAGGACGGCGUGCUGAUGGCCGAGGGACGAGUCUUCAUGACCCGAGAGUUCAUCAAGAGCCUCCGCAAACCGUUCUGCGACAUGAUGGAGACCAAGUUUGACUUCUUGGGUAAAUUUAGAGCACUCGAGCUGGAGGAGUGCGACCUGGUGCUCUUCAUCACCGCAGUCAUCCUGUGUGGAGAUCGGCCGGGUUUGGUGAACCCAAAAGCCAUCGAGGCGCUCCAGGAUGAGGUUCUUCAGACUCUGGAGUUCCAGCUGAAGGUUCUCCACCCCGAGUCUCCUCACCUCUUCGCCAAACUGCUGCAGAAGAUGACGGACCUGCGGUCGCUGGUUGCUGAACACGUACGCAACAUCCACCUGCUGAAGAAGAGCGAGCUGGACAUGUGUCUUCACCCGCUCUUACUGGAGAUCAUGCAGGACCUCUACUAGAACCCAGAACAUGACUGGGAACCGUUAUUAAUGACCUGGAUUUUAUAAACAUGUUAAUAAGAGCAUCACUAGACAGGAAAAAAGACUCACUGUAAUAUUCCAGAAUCUGCUUUUAGUUAAGAAUCCAGUAUUAGAAUCCAAACGAGAGCAAAUUCUUCAUUUGUACUGAAAAAAUAUGAAAUAAAACGUUUUGCUUUGUUUGAGAACACAUCAGACUUUUAAAAAUCCAGAUAAAACUUUAAAGCAAGAGAGAUUAAUUCAUUCAUUUUUUUAAAAAAACUAGAUUCAUGUUUUUGAUUUUUUUAAAAAGCUGAUCCAGAUUGUUCUUCCUUUAUAAAAAGUCAAAAAAAUUCAGAUCAACAAUUAAAAAAUUAAAUAAAUAAAAACACUGAAAAAGCAA